UCCCCCUCCCCUUUCCCCAGGAGUGAGAUGUUAAAUACCAGCCAGACUCAGCUCUGGGCAUUCAGACCUGCUUCCUGAGACAACACCAUGAAGUCACUAGGUGUCUUCUGCCUCGUGGGGCUCCUCACUCUCUGGAUGGUGCCGCCAUCUUGUUCUGGCACAAUCUUACCCGUGCAACAAAUCCCCAGAGUGAAACCUGGGACCUGCCCAGUGGUUCCUUUCAGGUGCCAGAUGUUGAAUCCCCCUAAUCGUUGUCAAUCAGACAGCCAGUGUGCCGGGGCAGAGAAGUGCUGUGAGACUGGCUGUGGAUUGGGCUGCGUUCUAACUCAGCAAGGGAAACCUGACACCUGUCCAUACGUCAUCUUUAAGUGCGCUCUGUACAAUCCCCCAAAUCGCUGCUACUCUGACCGCCAGUGUCCAAGAUUCAAGAAGUGCUGUGAGACUUUCUGCGGGAAGGACUGUGUUUAUCCUGAGGGAUAUGGUAAAGCAUAACUUCCUGCGUCCCGAGGGCGUUCCCAGGAGCAGCCGUGACACCAGCUCGAUGAGCCUGGCCUCACUGGGGUCCCACAGACCAGCCCCAGGAAAUCAGCUUGCACAAUGCCUGCACUCUUAAUCCGUCUCAUCUUUAGCACCAGCCACGCCACAUGUCAGGGGGGCUACCAUGGAAUUUCAGACCCUGCCCACCUAGCACAGAGAGGACUGGGCUGGGGUCUCAUCCCGUGAGGGACCUGAAGAGCAUGAUUCACAGUCCCUGUGCAGCGGCUCUUUCCCUGUGGUCAAGGAGAGGCUUUGGGCGGGGCUGGGGGGGUCUCUUUCUUCUUGCCCUGACUCUGUAUAAUUUGGUGUCCCUGGCUCCUUGUGCACUGUAACAAAUAAAGAAGCUUGUUCAC
Molecule: messenger RNA, 890 nt
Organism: Dermochelys coriacea (leatherback sea turtle)
Lineage: Eukaryota; Metazoa; Chordata; Testudines; Dermochelyidae
Product: antileukoproteinase-like
Exons: 4
Coding region: 88-492 (134 amino acids)
Biological process (GO): innate immune response; antibacterial humoral response
Cellular component (GO): extracellular region
Molecular function (GO): peptidase inhibitor activity
Source: RefSeq, a predicted model, not a curated record